This is a messenger RNA of Lipotes vexillifer (Yangtze River dolphin), 10827 nucleotides long. It is a transcript of the gene ABCA13, whose product is annotated as ATP binding cassette subfamily A member 13. The record is from RefSeq and is a predicted model, not a curated record. Lineage: Eukaryota; Metazoa; Chordata; Mammalia; Artiodactyla; Lipotidae. Gene Ontology annotation, cellular component: intracellular membrane-bounded organelle; membrane. Gene Ontology annotation, biological process: transmembrane transport; lipid transport. Gene Ontology annotation, molecular function: ABC-type transporter activity; ATP hydrolysis activity; ATP binding.
AUGAAAAUUCCCAAAAGCUGCCAGGGAAUAUUUCCAGAUGUGGAAAACAAAAUGAGCUCUACUUUGAAGCUUGUUACUUGGAUGUUGAAUAUAAUGAUGGGACCUUAUUGUUCAUUGAAUAUGUCAAAAAUAAAUUGUGUGAACGUUUACUUAAAAAAUGUGACUGACUUUCUAAACGUUAUACUUAAUGCAGUCUUUGAAAAAGAAAAGGUACCAAAAUCUUAGAUUUUAUUAACUCUUUUAAAUAAUUCCACAAACCAAGUAAGGAUGCUUAUCAACAACUUAACAAGGGACUUUGAUUUUGCUCCUCUCAACUGGAAACAUUUUACUGAAUUAAUUCUAAAACCCAUAGAAAUGUCAGAUGAAAUGCCUCGUCAGUUUCAAAGUAUUUGGCUGCAUUUAGUAGCUCUGGGGAAGGAAAUUCAAAAACUUGUGAAAGAUAUUUCCCCUAACAUCCUGGAAAAGAACACCUCUUAUAAAACUGAAAAAAAUUUAAACAUAUUUGCUACCAGUCCAAAGAAAAAUAGUAUACACAGCUUAGGCUGUUCAUUUUAUCAGUUAGCUAGUUACCUUGCCUUCAGUUUAUCUCAUGAUCUCCAAAAUUCACCCCAGAUAAGUUCUCAUGGAUUAAUGAAAGCUGUGGGUCUCAGUAUUGAAUUCAUGAGGGAGGCGUUCAAUUCCCUGAUGCCCUCAGUUUAUCACGAUAUUCCACAAGAGUCAGGUAAUAUUCAAGUUUUAAAGAAGGUAACUUUUCUCCUGUGCACGGUCGAGAAAACAGACAUACACCUGCUAGUAGACCAGCUGAAACAGAUAAGUGAAAGCCUGAUGGAUUUCUUUAAGAAUGUCAGUAGGUUAGGUACUCGCAGUUUGGGGGUCAGCUUCUUUGCUGACUUGAGGGAAAAACUUGUCGACAGCUCAUGUUCUUGGAAUGUUAACCACCUGCUGAGGUUCUCACGCCUGCUUCCUAAAGAGGACGCCGAUGCCUCCGUCGACGUGUACUAUGUGCUCCCUCGUGCCAUGAGGCUCCUGCGGGGUGUGGGUGACAAAAACAUCAUGGAGGCCCUCAAGGACGUCUGUAACUUCACGCUCCUGCAUGGCAUAAGCCUUUCAGAUGUCACCAAGGAAGACUUUGCUAUUGUGAUUAAAACUCUUUUGGACACAAUUGAAUUAAUAUCAGAUCAACCAGGCAUCCUUUCAGAGGCUUUAACUUGUCUUCCUGUGUUUUGGUGCUGGAAUCACACAACUUCUGGAUUUCAGCAGAAUCUAAGGUCAGGAGCCUGUGAUGCCCACAAGCUCACGUCUCCUUCCUUUUACAGCAAAGUGGCCAGUAUCCUUGACCACCUCCACCUGUCUUCCCCAGGUGAAGACUCACAAUGUUGGAAUGAAAGCUCACAGGUGGAAAUAACUAGGAAAGUAGCCUGUGUAAUUCAUGAAUUAAUGGAUUGGAAUUCCAUUCUUCUAGAGUUGUCCAAAGUCUUCCAUGUUAAAACUUUGCUUGUGAAAACUGUGCAAGAAUUUUGUCAUAAGGUGUUACCAUUUGUCCCAUUUUCUGGAAUAAACAAUAGCAGCAUCUCUGAACUUUGUCCCAGCUGUUCCAUAAAGCAGAUUGCUUUGCAAAUCAUAGAAAAAUUUAAAAAAGGCAACUUUACAAAAGCCACAUCAGAUGAAAACCUCCUUGAUAAACUAGCUAGUUUAAACAAGAUCCUUAACGUUGAUGAAGGAACAGAAUCAUCUGUUAGAAAUAUUUCCUUACAUUUGGAAAGGAUAAUAAACUUGUUUUCUAGGGAUGAAAGCCUAGAAAAUAGUGCUAAUUCUGUAGUCUCUCCAUUCAUGACAUUUCUGAGAAAUGGUGGUAGUUUAGAAGCACUAUCACGUUUUAUUAAAAAAAGUGAAACAACUUACAACUUUGAAUAACUAUGGCUUGAGUUUGAACAAAUCAUGAAAGAUCUAACCCAUAACUUUAGUAUCAGAUCCCUGUUUUCUGAAAUUAACAAAGAAAUACAAAUUACUAAUUCAGUGGCCCUUCAAAACCUAACUUUGCCACUUGCCCAUUUUUUCGAAAGCCUGGAUUCAUCAUCCUUGAAGACAUUAGAAAUCGUUGAAAAGUUUUUAUUGGUCAUAAAAAACUGGUUUCAUAAAUAUGCAAAUGAAGAUUACUCCAAAAUGAUACAAACAUUAUUUCUUCUUACAGCUAACAAGAGUUCAACUGAUGAUAUAGCUUUGUUGACUAAAGAUAUUGCUUCCAUUCUGGGUAAUCUCUAAAAUGUUUCUAGAGAAGAUAAUUUUGAUGUUGCCCUACUUCUUCGUCUGCUAAACCAAGAACAGCUAAUUAAUUUCUCAGUUGUUCAGCUGCUUUUUGAAAGCUUCCUAAUUAAUUCAAUCAAUAACUUAGCUGAGAGUGCUCAAGAAGCAGCCUUGAAUUUAAGUGAUACCAACCUUCAAAUAAUGAAUUUCAUUAACCUCGCCUUGAACCAUACACAGUCAGAAAAUGGUGAGAUAAUCAUUCUCCCUCCAAGAAGCAUAGUGGAUUUCUUGGAACAGCUUUUAAAAACAUUCUUCCCCUUUUUACUAAAGGAAAAUUCUGGGAACAAAAUAUCUCUUCUGCUGAAGGACUUCCACAAAGAUGUCAUUGCAGAGAUGAGUUUUGUCCCAAAGGGUAAAAUUCUAGAAAAUUUGAAACUGGAUCAUUUUCUUAUCUCCAUGAAAGAGGACAGAUUGGUGAACAUUUUUGCAUCUUUAAAGGAAGCUGUGUACCACCUAAUUAAAAGCUCAUUUAUGUUAGACGGUGGAGAAUUUUAUUUUGAUAAUCCUCGAGGACUGCACUUAAUGGGAGAUUUAUUCCACACUCUUCUAAGGGAAACCUCAAUGAAAAAUGAGACUGAAAAUAAUCUGGAGUUUAUUACAGUGGUGAAUCAGUUGCUUUCCCAUAUGAACAGUUCUGAGGACCUUUUCAAACUCAAUCAAGAUCUCAGGUCUGCUCUUCACCUCAUGAGAGAAAUGUCAAUAGAGAUAGCAUGUCUCAUGGACACUCUUUUAAAAUCUCCUAUUAAGGACUUACGUGCCCUGUACCCUGCCCUCCAAGAAGUUAUACUCACUAAUCUAACCGAUUUGCUUUCCUUUACAAAUAGUCCAUCCCCCCUAAGAAACAGAGCAACGUUAGAAAUUACCAAGCGCUUACUUGGUGUUAUCUCAAGGGCAAGAGUGGUGGAGAGUCAUGCCCUGGACCCCCUCUCAGAAAUGUCUAGAGCUCUGACCAUGCUGGUGGACGAUGGAGCCGAAAUGAGAGGUCUCGCCACCUCCGUCACCUCCACCGUGGACCUUCUUAAGCUGGCCAAGAAAACUUCAAGAGAGGUGGCUUCCAUGUUUGAAAUGCCUUUCGUCUUCACAGCCAAUGACACCAUGAAAUUCUUGGACACCCUUUAUUCCAUUUUGCAACAAAGUGUUUGAGAUGUUGCCAAUGAAAUUAUUACUCUGAAAAAAGCAGAUCGUUUAAUAUUUGAAAAUAUAGAUGACUUGUUGAUGCCAUUUCUUGACUUGGCCUUUGGGAUGACUGGAGUCAAACCUGCUGUUUCCCAAGACUCUGAUAUUUUCAAUGUGUCAUCUAGCAUAUUUACAUAUGUGAUCCAGUCCAAAGAUAUUUAUGAUAUUAGGGAAGAAAUAGCUGAAUGUUAAACUUCUGUGAAAAUCAAUUUGGGAGACAUGGAACGUCUCGUGGCAGCAUUUAAUAAUGGGACCCAAAUAUUUUCUGUGGAUUCUGUCAACUUAUGGGAAGAAAUCCUGGAUUGCUUAGUUCCUAUAAAUAACAUCAUCAAUCACAAAGACUUUUUAUCUAAUCCAAUUUCCACUCAUAAUUUGCCUCAAGAUACGAAAGGGGAAAGAACUCGUGAAGUGAUCCUGUUUUUGUAUGGAAUACCAUCACGAAACAGCAUGGAACUAGGGACUUACUUGAGAAAGGUGAUCAACCUCACCUCAGAAGCGCUUUGGCAUAAGUUAGGGAAGGACAACAAGGAUGUUCUUAGUCUGUUGCUGACAUUGGCUCCACACCCAAAUGACCUUUUGAAAACUGUAACAGCAGUUGGAAAGGCCUCCAGUGGGUUGAAAAGUGACAACAGAGGUGAUUUGAGUAAAGCUUUGCUUUUCAGCACUUCCUUGAUUCAGGAUGUGACUCACCAACAACUCAGAGAAGCAGUCCAGAGCGUGGUAAGUAGACUAGCUCUCGUGAGUCAAGAGCUUCUCCUCAACAGCUUUCAGAAGACACACUCCUUGAGCACUUUGUUUCAGCACAUUUUUGAAAUUUUUAUUAAUGCAACCCCUGGAGAGAAUAGCAGAUCAAGAAAAGAUGAGAAGACCAAGGAACAGCUGGUUGACUUUCCUGACAUCCUCAAACCAUGAUCACAUUUUGAGAAAUACCGGAAGGGAUUGAUUGCAUUGGCUGGAUACUGGCAAAAGGUCUCACUGAUCCAUCCAAGUGCCGCGGAAGCAUGUCAGGCUUUCCCGCACCUCCGGAGCUCCCAGGACCUCGAGGUGAUUCUGUGGAGAGUGGAGAUGCUGGUCCAGCGUGUGCUUGUCCUUCUUGCAGGUGGGCUGCUUGGGGAGAAGGGCUGCCCAGUGGCCCCGCCAGGCGGGCAGCGAGGUGGUCAGGUCACGGCCAGGAUGUGGGCCUGCUCCUCACAGGCCUGUCCCUCUGCCCCCGCCCCACCCCGCCGCCAGUUCGCUGCCGCCCGGAACCACGAGCUCUCCCUAAAGGAGGUGGCUGGUCAUGGGGAGCUGGAAAAGAUAGGGACGUCUCCCCAUCAGCUGAGUCGUGAAGGUCUUAUCAGGAAUCUGUCCAGCGCCUUGGAAAGCUUCAGGAGCAGCUUGGAAGAUGCCAGUGAGCAGGACUGUGAAUGCCAGCCUGGACCAGCCUCCAUGCUGCACACGCACAUGUACGUGUUGGCCCAAAGCCUCGAGAAGACUUUGUUGUCUGGGAAUCCCAUUAUGAAUUUUCUUAGCAAUUUCACAGUAACUGGGGACGUAAAAGUAAAAGAGUUGGUGCAGAACACCGCCAAGUUAACUGAAGAGCUUCGAUCUUCUCUCCACAUCUCAGAUAAAACUAUCAGCAGCAUUUUAGAAGCAAACGUUUCCCACUCAGAGGUUCUCUCCGGUGCCCCGACGGUGGCUUUGUCUCGAAGGCGCGAUGGGGACGUUCUUUGUCUGCUGCUCAACUUCCCCGAGGAUGGAAAGUCUGGGUCUGCAGCGAGGGAGCUGUGCCCCCUGCCUGGGGCCCAAGUCUUCCUGAUUGUGCUGAUGGGCCAGAACCUGGACCUGCGGAAUUUCGUAUACAAAACUCUGCUCCCUGUGGAAGCCAGCGGCCUGCUCAGCUCCCUGCUGGAUGUUGGGUCCAGCCUCGGCCACCUGCUCCCCGGAGCCGGCCGUGUCCUCAAACACCUUCCUGAAUUCCUCCACGAACUUGAGAUCGCUGCCUUGCUGGACACGCUCGACUUCCCACAGGUGGGCGCUUGGCCUUGGCCCCGGGGAAGGUGCAGAUUUGCUGCUUCAGCCUUUGGUCCUUUCCAGUCUGUGAUGAAGGUGGUUUGCAAGGACCAAGCCUCUUUCUUUAGGAACUCUGACAUCUUUCUUCACUUGCCUAGAGUUAAUGAACUCUUAGGAGAUGACAAGGAAAAAUUCAACAUUCCUGAAGAUUCAACACCCUUUUGCUUGAAGCUUUAUCAGGAAAUACUACAGUCUCCAAAUGGUGCUUUGGUGUGGUCCUUCCUAAAACCUGUUCAUGGAAGAAUACUGUACACACCAAACACUCCAGAGAUUAAUAACGUCAUUAGAAAGGAAAAUCACACUUUUGAUUUUGUGGACAAGCUGAAGACUUUAUCUGAAACACUGCUGAACUUAUCCAGUGUUUUUUUUAGCAGCAGAAAUGGUCAGAUGCUCCACCAACUGCAGGAAGCCCUGAAGAACAAAUUUAUAAGAAGCUUUGUAGAAAGCCAGCUGCACAUUGAUGUAGACAAAUGGACGGAAAAGCUCCAGACACUCGUCUCGGCUAUGCUGAACCGCAUGGGCGCUGGACGCCUCCGCUCUCUGGGCUGCAUCCUGGCCAACCUGACCUUCUGUGUCCUACUGACCCUCUUCCAGGGCCUGACCUCCGCCACCUGCCUGGAGGCGACCUCACAGGCCCUCAUGUGGAAGAACAGCUUCUUGGCCAGUAUCAUUUUUAACAGUUCCUUAGCGGGUAAGAACCUCAGCUCAGAAUCUCUCCAGCUGCCACCAGUUACGUACAGCAUGAGGACCAGCACUUUAUACAGCUUGAGGACGGAUCUGGUGAAAAACCCUUUCUGGAAGUUCCACCCUCAGAGCCUCCCAGCCGAUGGGUUCAAGUAUAACUACAUCUUUGUCCCGUUGCAAGACAUGAUCGAAAGAGCUAUCAUCUCAGUGCAGACGGGGCAGGAGGCCCUGAACCCGGCCGUGCAGGUGCAGGCCAUCCUGUACCCAUGUCACACCAGCCACCUGUUCUUGAACAGCGUCGGCUCCUUCUUCCCGCUGAUAGCGAUGCUCACGUGGAUGGUGUCCGUGGCCAGCAUGGUCUGCAGGCUGCUUUAUGAGCGGGAGAUCCAGCUGGAGGAGUAUGUGAAGACGAUGGGCCUGCCCCCUGCCGUCCACUUGCUGGCCCGGCUCCCAGAGCACGGGACAAAGCUGACGGUGAGCUGCUCCACCCUGGCCCUCAUCCUCAGGGUCAGCAGCAUCUUCACCUCCAGCAGCACCUGGAUGGUCCUCUUCCUCCUGGACUUCGGGGUGUCGGUGGUCACACUGAGCUACCUCCUGAGCGCAUCCUUCGGCCGGGCGAGCUCGGCCACCCUGUGCAGCGGCCUGCCCUAUGCGGCCAGCUUCCUGUCCUACAUCGUGCCGGCCUGCAGGCCUCCCUCGUCAGUGCGUUGUUUUGUGAAACUGCAGAACAAGGCUGCCGUGUACCCCGCAGCAUGUUUCAGUGCAUCACUGUCAGUUUUUCUCUUCUCCCCCUCCAUCUGCAAGCAGUACCUCCUCUCCACAACUGCCUUUGGACAAGGAGUACUUUUGGUUACAUUCCUGGAAGGGCAAGAGGCAGGGAUUCAGUGGGAUAAUAUGUACCAGUCUCUGGAACUAGUGGGCAUGACAUUUGGCUGGGUUUGCUGGAUGAUUCUGUUUGAUUCAGGCCUUCACUUCUUAUGUGGAUGGUACUUGAACAACUUGAUUCCUGAUUCCAUAUAUGGUGGUGGUGAAAAGGCAGAUCAUGGGGGUUCUCACCUGUUCUUCUUCAGUGGGGAUGUGGACAGUCAAGGCUCAUCCCUGCAAAAUGGGGAAGGAGAGCUGGAAGGAGGCCCCCCAGGUGUUGUCCUGCUUUCUGUGACCAAGGAGCACGAUCACCACCAGGCGGGGUUCUGGGACCUGACCCUGACCUUCCACAGGGACCAGAUCACUGCCCUGCCGGGGACUAACGGUGCUGGGAAGACCACUGUCAUAUCUUUGCCAAGGGGCUCUACGCCCCCCGCAUCCGGAGCCAUUGCAGUCAGUGGCAGGAACCUGCAGACGGAGGCACCCUCGGUCAGGGCGGAGCUGGGCACGUGUCCGCAGCACGUCCUGUUUGGCCCCCUCACGGUGCUCGACUACCUGCUGCUGUUCUCCUCCCUGAAGGUGCCACGGGGGACCCACCAGGAGCUGCGUGGGCAUGUCCAUAUAACUCUCCAGGACGUGGGGCUGGCACAGCACCAGCCCCAACACGCCCGCGCCCUCUCACGGGGCGCGUGGAGGAAGCUGUCCCUCGGCAUCACCUUCCUCGAGGCGUCGAGGACCGUGGUCCUGGACGAGCCCACCAGCGGGGUGGACCCAUGUUCCCGCCGUGGCGUCUGGGACGUGCUCCUCGAAUACCGAGAAGGCCGGACUGUCAUCUUCACCACCCACCACGUGGACUAGGCCGAAGUGCUGAGUGACCGCAUGGCAGUGCUGCAGCAGGGGCGACUCCGGUGCUGCAGCACCCUCUCCAGCCUGACACAGGCCCAUGGGCAGGGGCUCCGCCUGAUGCUCAGCAAGGAGCCUUCUGUUCUGGAGGCUGGCGAACCGAAGGACACAGCUUGUGCCAUGUCUCUGAUGCAGACCUACAUCCCACAGGCAUCCCUCUGAGGCAGCAGCUGGGGCGAGCUGAGCUACAUGAUCCCUGAGGAUGCAGACAGAGCCUUCUUCAAAGGGCUUUUCCAGGCCCUGGACCAGAACCUUCACCACCUGUACCUGACGGGCUGUGGGAUCUCAGACAUCAGCUUAGAAGAGGUCCUCUUGAAUGGAAACAGUGAGGCGUCUGUCUUGGCGGAGAAACAGCUCCUGAGCCAGAGGCCGCGGCUCCGCCACUCGGGUCGGGCCUGGAAGGGCACCGCCUCCGACCUGCUGCUGCCCGUGCUCUUCGUGGCCUUGGCGAUGGGCUUGCUCAUGGUGAGGCCUUUGGCCGUCGACUGCUUUCCCCUCAAACUGACCCCUGGCCAUUAUGACAUUGUUGAAACCUACUUUUUCAGCAGCAGUGAGAACGGUGACGUGGAGCUCACCCACGUACUUUUGCGGAAGUUUGGGGAUCAGGACCCGCUCUGUGCUGACUUACACUCAGGCCUGGGGAAUUCUUCCUGCUGGUGCAUGGACCCCUCCUCUCACCCAGAAGUCCAGGAGUCCUGUGGCUGCCUGAUGUGCCCCAGUGGAAGCACCAGGGCUCCCUACCUGACCAACCGCCUGGGCCACAGGCUGCUCAACCUCUCCAGCCUCCCCCUGGAGGAGUAUUUGCUGGCACCGGAGGAAAAACCAAGGCUUGGAGGAUGGUCUUUUGGAGUGAGAAUCCCUGAUUAAGUUCAAGACGCACAUUCAAAUAUAUCAAAACCCAGAACUUUGGCAAAGUUCUUUCUUUUUUGGGUGUGGUACAAUCAGAAGGGCUUUCAUUCCCUGCCAUCCUACCUAAGUCAUCUCAACAACCUUAUUUUGUGGAGGCUCUUACCCCCUGUGGCAGACUGCAGGCAGUACGGAAUCACACUCUACAGCCACCCAUAUGGAGGAGCCUUGCUGAACGAGGACAAGAUAUUGAAUAGCUUCCGCCAGUGCGGCAUCACCCUGUGCAUCGUGCUUGGAUUCUCCAUCCUGUUCGCGUCCAUCAGCAGCUGUGUGCGGGACAGGGUGACUGGGGCCACAAGGCUGCAGCACAUGAGCGGCCUGGGCUACAGGACCUACUGGCUCACGAUCUUCCUGUGUGACGUGCUCUUUUACUUGGUUUCUGUCUGCCUGUGUGUCGCUGUGAUCCUCACCUUCCAGUUAACGGCUUUCACUUUCCGGGAGAACCUGGCAACCAUGGCCCUCCUGCUGGCACUUUUUGGAUGCGCGACUCUUCCGUGGAUGUAUCUCAUCUCCAUAAUCUUUUUGGACGUGGCUUUCAUCUCCUACAUCUCCCUGAACUUCCUCCUCGGCCUCUGCACCGUGCUGAUAACUGUCGUGCCCUGGCUGUUGGCCUUUGUCUCCAAGGCUCAGAAUUUGCAGAACAUCUGUGACAUCCUCAAGUGGGUCUUCACUAUUUUCCCUCAAUUCUGCCUGGGUCAAGGGCUGAUGGAACUCUGUUACAAUCAGAUCAGAUACAACCUGACCCACAACUUCGGCAUCGAUUCAUACAUGAGCCCCUUCGAGAUGAGCUUCCUGGGCUGGAUCUUUGUGCAGCUGGUGGUACAAGGGAUGGUCCUUCUCCUCCUGAGGGUCCUGCUGCAUGGGGACCUCUGGCAGUGGCCCAGGGGUCACUCUGCCAUUCGAGGCACAGUGACAUCUUCCAAGGGCGUACAUGUUGAAAAAGAGCAAGUGAGGCUGUUGGAAGGCGGAACUAGUGGGGACAUUCUCGUGUUGUACAACCUUAGUAAGAGUUACAGAGGCUUCUUCAGGAGGGCCUACUCAGGGGAGAGUGGAUCUGAGUGCUUUGGGCAGGUGAACGGAGCUGGGAAAAUCACCACAUUCAAAAUGCUGACCAGGGACCUGCCUCUGAGCUCAGGACACACCAUCCUCAGGACUCCCAUGGGAGAGGAUGUGGAUCUGGCUCUUGCUGGCACAGCCAGCAUCCACGUUGGCUACUGUCUGCAGCAGGACGCCCUGGAUGAGCUCCUGACCGGCUGGGAACACCUGCGUUAUUACUGCAGCCUGCGUGGGAUUCCAAAGCAGUGCAUCCCCAAAGAAAGAGCCUCUGAGGGUGUGGCUGGGGACCUUGUGAGGUGCUUCCACCUGGAAGCCCACGUGGACAAACCUGUGUCCACCUACAGCGGGGGGACCAAAAGGAAGCUGUCCACAGCCCUGGCCCUGCUGGGGAAACCUGACCUUCUCUUACUGGACGAACCCAGCUCGGAGAUGGAUCCCUGCUUGAAGCGGCACCUGUGGGAGGUGGUGACAAAGGAGGCUCAGGAGGGCUGUGCCAUGGUCCUGAGCUCCCACAGCAUGGAGGAGUGUGGGGCCAUGUGCACGAGACUUGCCAUCAUGGUCCAUGACAGCUUCCAGUGCCUGGGUUCCCCACAGCACAUCAAAAACAGGUUUGGUGAUGGUUAUACAGUCAAUGUUUGGCUCUGCAACGAAGCAAAUCAACACAACGCUGUUUCCGACUGCUUGAAGCUCUCUUUUCCAGGAAUCCAGUUUAAGGGGCAGCACCUUAAUUUAUUGGAAUGCCAUGUGCCAAAAACAUGGGCGUGCUGCCUGUUCAGAGUUCUGGAGGACAAUAAAAACUUCCUGAGUAUCAAAUAUUACUCCAUCAAGCACACCCCUCUGGAGCAGGCCUACUCUAAAAAUGAGCCAGAUUAUACUUCUUGA